Molecule: messenger RNA, 4026 nt
Organism: Motacilla alba alba
Lineage: Eukaryota; Metazoa; Chordata; Aves; Passeriformes; Motacillidae
Gene: CEP83
Product: centrosomal protein 83
Exons: 17
Coding region: 718-2868 (716 amino acids)
Cellular component (GO): centrosome
Source: RefSeq, a predicted model, not a curated record
CGGGCCGGCGGCAGCCGCGCCUGGCCGGGCUGUGGGCGGGGGUUCCGCUGUGCGAGGGGGAGCCGGGCUGUGCGGAGGACCGGGCUGUGAGGGGGGAGCCGGGCUCUGAUGGGGACUGGCCUGACCGCGGCCCUUCUGCGUGCGAGGGGCCGCGGCUCUCGGCGGGCGGGGAGGCCCCUUGGCCUCUGCCCGGCUCCGUGCGCUCCCCGCGGCCCGGGCCGCUGCUGACCGCGCAGCCGGGCCGGGAGAGCCCAGCGCCGCUGUGUGCCCGCUGCUCCCGCUCCGGGAGCGGCCUGCUGCGGCCUGCCGCGUCCGCCGUCGCCUGGCGCGCUUCGGGAGCAGGAGGGGCCCGCUCGCUGCAGGCUUUCAAGUGUUUACGCUUGUCUGCUUUGCUUUCCGCCAGCGAUUCUCAGCCACGUUCGCUUUGUCACCAGGAAUGCAAAUCGUGACAUUUGCCACUAGAUGUCCCUGCAAGCCAAAAGAGUUUUGUUUUCUUAAAUACAACAGGUUUUUUGCAGUCUGGAGCAUUGUUUUGUCAGCUGCAAUUAUCUCCCUCUGUUUUCUCCUUUUAUCUUUUUCAUGAAAUCUUCAUGCAUAUGAAUGCAUGGCCAGGUGUCUUGAUCUUCUGAGAUGUCAGCGUAAGGAGUGGAUGGUCUUGUAGAUUAGCUGUACACUAAUCUUGUCUUCUCCAUACUCAUCGUGAGCAGUCCUCAUAAAAUGGAUGGUUUGGGCAACCUCCUUCCUCUCGUGGGUGAAAGUGGUGAAGUAGCAAAUUCACAAGAAAUACUAAAACUUUUGAUGGAUGAAAAAAUGCGAAGUGAGCACCACAAAGCAAAUUACCAGACUCUAAGGGCAGAACAUCUAAGAUUACAAGAGGAUUAUACCAAAUCACAAGAUGAACUAAAAAGGUUGUUAGUUGAAAAACAGACUGUACAUGACAAAUUUCAGCAGCUUCUUGCUGACUUUCAAGAGCAGUUGCUGGCUAAAACACAAGAGCUGGAACAAGUGAAGCAGCAGGUGCUAACUCCUCAAAAAUUAGAACGGUUAAAAGCAAAAAUGUACGAGGAAUUGGAGUCUCCUAUGAGAGAGCGUUAUCAGAAGCUAGAAAACGAAGUAGAAAAAUACAGAAUACUAUAUAACAAACUUCGUUACGACCAUACCUUUCUGAAAUCCGAGUUUGAGCAUCAAAGGGAAGAACAUGCACAUAUUUUAGAAGAGAAAAAAAUAAAAUAUGAGACUGAGAUUGCAAGACUGGAUAAAGAUAAGGAAGAGCUCCAUAAUCAGCUGCUUAGCAUUGAUCCCACAAGGGACAGUAAACGUGUGGAGGCACUUUCUAGAGAAAAGGCACAACUGUGUCAGAAAUUAAAAGCCUUAGAAGCAGAAGUAGAAGAACUAAGAGCAGAAAGACACAACAGUGUUGUGCAAGCAGAAAAUGUUCAAAGAGUACAAGCACGACAGUUAGCUGAGAUGCAGACCAUGAUGCGAUCUCUAGAGGCAGAAAAGAAGUCUGCUGAACUACAGGUUGAUCGCAUUGAGAAAGAACUGCAGACGAGUCAUGAGCAAAACAUUCUCUUAACUAGCAAACUUCACAAAGCUGAACGAGAAGUCAAUUCCUUAGCUGCUCAAGUAAAAGAACUUAAACAUUCACAUAAGUUGGAAGUAACAAAUGUCAAACUGGAGGCAGCAAGAACAAAGAGUGAAGUAGAAAGAGAGAGAAACAAGAUUCAAAGUGAAAUGGAUGGAUUGCUGUCUGACAAGGAAAUUCUUACUGCAGCUGUUGAACGUCAUAAAGUGCUUUUAGUAGAAAAGGAUCGGGAGCUAAUUCGUAAAGUGCAAGCUGCCAAAGAGGAAGUUUUUGACAAUAUUGCAGCCUUACAGAAUGAAAAGUUAGAACUCGAAAACAGAUUAGCUGAUUUAGAAAAGAUGAAACUGGAACAAGAUUCUUGGAGGCAAUCUGAAAAGGAUCAGUAUGAAGAGAAACUACGUGCUGUGCAGAUGGUAGAAGAAUCUAGCAAAAAGGAACUUCAGCGUUUGCGAUUAAAAAUUCAACAGCAAGCUAUGCAGACAAAAGAGCUGGAAGAAAAGAAAUGUGAAAAUGCUAAUCUGAAACAGCAAAUAAAUGAUAUCCAACUCCAGCUUGCCUCACUUUCUCAAUCAGAAAAAGAUUUGCUGGAAUCUAAUCAAAAGUUGAAGGAAAUAAUAGAGAGAUUGAAACAAGAAUGUCAACAUGCAAGGGCUCAGGCAGAGAAAGCUCAACUGGAAACAGAGAAGACUUCAGAAUAUCAGCGUAUGGAAUGGCUGCAGGAGAAGCAUAUGCUUACUCAGCGCAUCACGGAGUAUGAAGAGAAGUACAAGCAAAUGAAGAACAAGCUAUCUCGAGCUGCUGUUGCUCAGAAAAAGAGAAAGACUCUCAAUGACAAUAAACAGAGGAGGAUGCAUGAGAAAAUAGAACUUUUGGAAGCCAAGAUGGAAGAACUAGAAAAGGAAAAUCAAGUGUUAAAUAGACAGAAUGUUUCCUCUGAAGAAUAUGCUCGCCUCCAGAAGAGGCUAAAGGACUUGCAACGUCGGCACAAUGAAUUCCGGAGUAUAAUUCUGAAUCCUGACAUACCGGCACUCAGUGCAGUCGGUGUAACGCCAUCGUCUGCCUUGCCUCCUGGGCCUGCAGCGUCCUUCUCCUUUCUUCAGGAGGAGCAGCAUCAAAGAGAGCUUGCCCUGCUUGGCAAGCGAUUGGAAGAAUUAGAAACCAGACAAAGAAAACAGCUGGAAGAUCUUGGACCAUCUAGAGAGCGGGUAAUGGUGGGAUGCGGGGACUUGGCAAGAAAUAAGAUCACUGGAGAAGAUGAAGCACAAAAUGAGGACUCCAAAUAAAAUCUGCAUACUCUUUAUGCUGUUAGCUUUCAAAAACUUACCCUUUGUAUAUGCUUUUCAUAUUUUGCCAAAAACAUGGUUGUGUGUGCCUGAAUAGCAUAAAAUACAUUCUGCAUAGUUACCCCUUGGUGGCUCAACUUGUUUUACUGCUGGGUCGAAGGACCAGCAGGUCUAAGGACUUUUCUCACUGGGAAUCGUAAAAAGAAUGUGCAGGGUUGCCAUUCAUGAGGGGGCUACACCCUGAAUUUGUGUUACCAGUGCGAUGAUAUUUACCAUAGCAGCAGUUACAGGCUCAAUAUUGGGAUUCAAUCGCAGAGUUUUUCCAGUCCACUCAACUUCCCGCUUCUCUGAAGUGCUGCUUCUCUGGGCAUGUGUAGGGGAAGUGAAGUCCCUUCCAUCCUGCCAAGAGCAGGUUUGGGAUGAUUUGAUGAGGCUGAAUAGCCACAAGUCUGUGGGGCCUGAUGAUGUGCAUCUCAGGGUCCUGAGGGAACUGGCUGAUGUUGUUGCUGGCUGGUGUUUGGAAGUCAUGGCAAUCAGGUGCUGCCCUCAGUGACUGGAAAAAGGGAAACAUUGCUCCAAUUUUUAAAAGGGAAAAAAGGAUGAACCAUUAAACUACAGACCGGUGUGCCUCACCUCUGUGUCUGGGAUGAUCAUGGAGCAGAUCCUUCUAGAAGAUGUGCUGAGGCAAGUAAAAGACAAGGAGGAGCAGCCAAGGUAGCCAUCAUGGCUUCACUAUGGGCAGAUUUUACCUGAGCAAUAAGGCCUUCUGUGAUGAAGUGACAGCAACAGUUGACAGGGGAACACCAACAAAUGUCAUCAAUUAGACUUCUGUGAGGCCUUUGAUACAGUCCCACAUGACAUGCUGAUCUCCAGAUUGAAGAGAAAUGCAUUUGACGGAUGGAUUUCAGUGGAUAAGGAAUUGGCUGGAUGGACACAGCCAGAGUUGUAGUCCAUGGCUCUAUGUCCAGGUGGAGGAUGGUGAUGAGCGGGGUCCCUCAGAGCUCACUCUUGGGACUGAUGCUCUUCAGUGCCUUCACUGAUGACUGACAGUGAGGUCGAGUGCAGCCUCAGCAGAAGAAAGGGAUGUCAUCCAGAUGUGGGCGCAUGAGGACAUGAUGUAGUUCAGCAAGUCCAAGUGCAAGAUGCUGUAUCUGGGUA